Messenger RNA from Colias croceus (clouded yellow), 3294 nucleotides. RefSeq lists its product as uncharacterized. Lineage: Eukaryota; Metazoa; Arthropoda; Insecta; Lepidoptera; Pieridae. The record is from RefSeq and is a predicted model, not a curated record. Gene Ontology annotation, molecular function: nucleic acid binding. The transcript has a single exon. Gene Ontology annotation, biological process: DNA integration. Bases 1 to 3294 code for a protein of 1097 amino acids.
AUGCAUAUUCAAGAAAGAAGCGACGAGCUUUUAAAGAAGUUUUUUGAAAUGGAAGCAGAACCAGACAGUAUAGAAAGAAAAUUAUCGCCAAGUGAAAUCAAGUGUGAAGAGUUAUAUGACGCAACAACUACGAGAAAUUCAGACGGAAGAUUUGUAGUUAAGCUACCAUUCACUAGUGACGAUCCUCAAUGCAUGUAUGGAAAUUCAAAAGAAAUAGCAGUAAGAAAAUUGAAAGCGUUAGAAAGAAGACUUAAACAAAAUUUAGAAUUAUACGAAGAUUACCGAAAAGUUUUAUGUGAAUAUUUGGAACUAAAUCAUAUGAUAGAAAUUGAAGAGACAGAUAUCGAUAACCCAAAGGCAGUUUAUUUACCUCAUCACGCUGUAGUAAGGAAGGAAAAGGACACUACUAAGGUGAGAGUCGUAUUUAAUGCAUCAUCGAAAGGUGUCAAUGAUGUAUCUUUAAACGACGAUCUGCACAUAGGUCCUAAACUACAGCAAGAUUUGAGACAUCUGCUUAUGAGGUGGAGAACUCAUCGUGUAUGUAUCAUAGGUGAUUUGGUUAAGAUGUAUCGACAGAUAUUGGUUAAAGACGAAGAUACCAACUUUCAAAGGAUCGUGUGGAGAAAUGACUCGAAUCAACCAAUUAAGCAUUAUAAAUUAUUGACCUUAACUUUUGGGACUGCUUGUGCUCCUUAUUUAGCAGUUAAGACAUUACAGACAUUAGCAAAACAAGAGCAGCUCAGGUUCCCUACUGCAUCGGAAAUUACUCAGCGUGAUUUUUAUAUCGACGACUUAAUGACCGGGUGCGAAAAUUUAGAUGAAGCUUUACACAUAUACGACGAAAUGAAUAGUCUCAUGAAGUCUGGUGGUUUUCAAAUGCAAAAGUGGAGUAGUAAUAACACCAACUUACUAAGUAAAAUUGGUAAAGAUAAAAUGAGUGAUGAUUCCGUACGCAUCAAAUCAGAUAAUCAAUUUAAAGUUCUCGGAUUGUCUUGGAACAGAGAGACUGAUAAUUUCGAGUAUACAAUUAAUUUACCAGAUAGUCAACAUUCUGUAACGAAGCGCCAAAUAUUAUCUGAUAUAGCUCGAUUAUAUGAUCCGAUAGGUUGGAUAGCACCGGUAGUAGUUAAAGCAAAGAUAUUUAUACAGAAGGUAUGGAAAGCAGGAUUAGAUUGGGAUGCAAAUUUAACAGAAGACCUAUUGAUAGAAUGGAAUAAUUUCAGGAAAGAGUUGAAUGAUCUGAAGAAUAUCGUCAUUCCGCGCUGGCUUCAUACAAGCAAAGAUUGCGAUAUGGAACUACACGCAUUUUCGGAUGCUUCUAAAGCUUCAUACGCAGCAGCAAUUUAUCUACGAGUUGUUAAUAAACUUGACAAAUCUGUGCAUGUUACCUUAAUCACAGCGAAGACUAAAGUUGCACCCAUCGACAAAGAAAUAUCGAUUCCACGAUUAGAGCUCUGCGGUGCGACACUUGCAGCUAAACUCGUGUCUGAGGUCGCUCAAGUCAUGGGUAUAGUUAAAGAAAAUACUUACGCUUGGACGGAUUCAACUGUAGUCCUUGCAUGGUUGAAAGGUCCUUCAUCUCGUUGGGCUACAUUUGUGAGCAAUAGAGUAUCAACAAUACUUACCAUUUUGGAAUAUAAUCAGUGGGGACAUGUACCUUCGGAAUCGAAUCCAGCGGACUGCGCCUCUCGUGGUCUUAAAUCUACAGAAUUAAAGAAUUACUCACUUUGGUGGAAGGGUCCUGACUGGUUGUGUAAUUCUACAAUUGAUAUCGAUCAACCGAUUAUACCAGAUACAGAAGAAGAAAGAAAUACUAAAUCAUUUUGUGUUCAACAUCAGAAGGAAGAAGAUUUUGAGUGGAUUAGAUUUUCGUCGUUGUUUAAAAUGUUGAGAGUCAUGGCAUGGUGUCGUAGAAUUUUUAAUAGAGAAAAAUCUAAAUUACCGAAGUAUUUAACAUCUAAUGAAUUGAACGAGGCUUUAUUUAUGUGUAUCAAACAAGUUCAACAUCAUGAAUUUGCUGAAGAUAUAAAACAUCUAUCAUCCAAAGGCUACGUUGUAAAGAAAAGCGUUCUUCACAAACUCACACCUUUUUUGGACGAAAAAGGCAUUGUGCGAGUUGGUGGAAGAAUCAAACAACAUCCUAUUAUUAUUCCCGGAAAAAGUCAUUUGGCUACACUAAUAAUUUCGGAUACUCAUAGUCGUACUCUCCACGGAGGCCCUCAACUCAUGCUAAAUAUUAUAAGAGCAAAAUAUUGGAUUCUACGAGCACGAGAUCGUGUCAAAAAAUUCUAUAGAAGCUGUAUCACAUGUUUACGUCAUUCUAAAGCUCAGAAAACGCAAAUAAUGGGUGAACUCCCAGAUGUUCGAUUAAACCCGAGCAAACCGUUUAGAUCUACCGGAGUGGAUUACGCUGGCCCUAUAUUAAUGCGUUUCUCUCCAGGUCGUGGUUCCAAAGCCUACAAAGGGUACAUUUGUAUUUUUGUGUGCAUGGUGACCCGAGCUAUUCAUUUGGAAGCAGUUUCUGAUUUGAGUGCAAAAGGAUUUAUAGCUGCAUUCCGAAGAUUUACAUCAAGGCGAGGUCACUGCCAGGAUUUAUAUAGCGACAAUGCUACCAAUUUUGUAGGAGCGGACAAACUCUUGCAAAGCAUGUUACGGGAGGCACGUAAAGAAAAUCCCAAUGAAUUAGUGGAUUUGUUGUCUUACGAAUCUACGACGUGGCAUUACAUACCUCCAUACUCGCCAAAUUUUGGUGGAUUGUGGGAGGCAGGGGUGCGAUGCGUUAAAACACAUUUACGUAAGGUGAUAGGUGAUAGUACGUUAACCUACGAAGAACUUACUACUGUACUUCACCAAAUCGAAGCUUGCUUAAACUCACGUCCUAUUACUUUACUUAAUAAUAAUCCGGACGAUCCCCUACCCCUGACACCAGGUCAUUUUCUAGUCGGAGAACCGCUCAUUAAUAUUCCCGAUGAAAUUCAUCUUGUCCAAAACAUAUCUCAUCUAGAAAGGUGGAAAACAGUACAGAAAAUGGUUAAUGAAUUUUGGACAAGAUGGUCCAAAGAAUAUUUAGUAACAAUGGCCCAUCGUCAAAAAUGGACCACUAAAACUCCUGAACCAAACAUAGGCGAUAUUGUUGUUUUAAGAGAUGAACAGCUGCCGCCUUGUAAAUGGGCAUUAGGUAAAAUUGUCGACAAACACCCGGGCCCAGAUAAAAUCACUCGUGUAGUAACUGUGAAAUGUAAGAACGGUCUUUUUAAACGCGCUUUAAGUAAAGUUUGUGUAUUGCCUAAAUGA